Molecule: messenger RNA, 2324 nt
Organism: Esox lucius (northern pike)
Lineage: Eukaryota; Metazoa; Chordata; Actinopteri; Esociformes; Esocidae
Gene: tnfaip8l1
Product: tumor necrosis factor, alpha-induced protein 8-like 1
Exons: 3
Coding region: 408-968 (186 amino acids)
Biological process (GO): regulation of apoptotic process
Cellular component (GO): cytoplasm
Source: RefSeq, a predicted model, not a curated record
UUUCCCACAGUAUGAUUGGUUUGGUGAAUUAUUCCUAAGCUUUACCAUUGGUCUACAAUAACAUCAAUCCCUAACUUUCAAAGUCGCUCAAGUUUGAAACUUUUUGUGAGGAGGAGUCAGGUUACAAACUCCUGUAACCGAUCUCAACGCGCAGAGAAGAAAACACUAUUUCAAUUAUUUACACACCAGUACCAGAAGUACAGAUACACGGAAGACAACUGAGAAGAGCUCUUUUUCUCGAGUGAAAACGAAGAUCCAGUUAAUGGUGCUGUACGUGGACUUGCUAUGGGUUGCCAUAGUGAAAUUUCGAGAUUUUGCCUAGAUUAAAUUGUGAAAUUGUUCCAGUAAUCCUCCGUCCCUUUGCUCACACACCCGCAUCCGGUUUUGUUUGAACGAAAGACAUCAGUAUGGACUCAUUCAGUACUAAGAGCCUGGCUCUUCAGGCCCAGAAGAAGCUGAUGAGCAAGAUGGCCACCAAGAGUGUGGCCAACCUCUUCAUCGACGACACCAGCAGUGAGUUGCUGGAUGAGCUGUACCGCGUAACAAAGGAGUACACGCGCAACCGAAAGGAGGCCCAAAAGAUCAUCAAGAACCUCAUCAAGAUGGUGGUGAAACUGGGCGUCCUCUACCGCAACAACCAGUUCAGUGGAGAAGAGCUGGAGCUGGUUGAGUGCUUCAGAAAGAAGGUCCACACGUUGGCCAUGACAGCGGUCAGCUUCCACCAGAUCGAGUUCACAUUUGACCGGAGAGUGAUGAGCGCCAUCCUGAACGAGUGCCGUGAGCUGCUGCACCAGGCCAUCAACCGCCACCUGACGGCCAAGAGCCACUCGCGGGUCAACCACGUGUUCAACCACUUUGCCGACUGUGACUUCCUUGCAACGCUCUACGGGCCAUCUGAGGUGUACCGCGGCCACCUUCAAAGGAUCUGCGACGCUGUCAACAGGAUGCUGGAUGAAGGCAACCUUUGACCCCUCCUCUGACCUUUGAAGCCUUAUCUGAUGGUGUGACAUCCAACACGGGGCUGCCUUCAUGGCUUUUUAUUUUAUUUUGUAUGUCGACAUUUGACUACUUCUGGUGUUGGUUUUCUGUGUGUCCCUUCAACAUUACAGUACAACACUGAAGGAUGCCCCAGGCUGGUUAGACCAAAGUUUCUUCUAAGUAUCUAUUUAAGGGAAAAAUACAGACUUCUCCUAUGAAUGUGGAACACAAGCUCAUGUGAAUCAUUUCUGAGCACUACUAAAAAUGCUUUUACAGCAAAGAGAGGACAAUGGUGGAUUUGAACCCACUUCAGGGCAACCAUUAGAGAUGUGGUUGUCAAAGGCAGGAGGGCUGCUUGAGUUUAAACAGGCGCUGUUAUUUCUUUAUUUUUUAUUUUUUUUAUUACAAACCAGUAAUCACUUUUACAUUCUGUGACUUCUAUAACCUAAGAAAAUAUGCACUUGUUUGGAUCAAAAUACUGCUAUAGUCUACUUUGUCCCUAAUUACCCCUUUUUUGUAAUCUAAUCACACAGAUGAGUGUUUGAUUUGUCCCACGGGGCUAAGAACAUUGAGGAUGUGAGUGGUGCUGUGCGUCCUUGUUGACACUAGCUCAGCUCUUCUGAAACCACCACCCAGAAAACACUCAGAAGUGUUGUAAAUGUUCCCUGCACAGUCAAGAGACUCCAUGCACAUUCAUGCCUGGAGGAUAUGGGAAAGGGAAGCAACCUUCUAUAUGGUCAGGUUUUCUUUGCAGUGCCAGGCUGGUUAGUCACAUAGCACAGGGACAGGGUAUUAUAGAUUAGAGCCCAGACUAAAACAAAAGCUCAGUCCCUUCCAUUAUUCCAUAUAAUUGCCAGUAAAAGCCUUCCUAUCCACUCCACUCAAACACUCCAGACCCAUUUAAUGUGAUUGAGAUUCCCAUCUCUGCUCGAUGCAAGUCCUAUUUGGGAGUGAAGUUGUUUUUUAAUGAACAAUAGUUUGGAUUGUAAUAUACUACUACCCUGCACAUAAUAGAUGAUAUAUAGACCUAGCAGUGUUUUUGUAUGACUGGGCCUGUCUAAGAGACUGUGCUUGAAGCCUCCAUUAUUUUCAGUAUAUACCUGUGAGAGGCUGCGUCAGGUUUCUGAUGAGUGUUGUGUUCUCCAGGAUAUGUGCUUUUCUUACUACUCUGUCAGUGUAACCUCCAUUAUCUCUGCAGCUGCAACUUUUGCCAAAGACCGGGAAGGGAGAGAUGAGCAAUCCCUGCAAUCCUGAAAAGGACUCCCUAACGUUGCGUUGGCGUUACUGAUAACGUUAUCAGAACGCACUUGAUGAAUAAAAUAACUGUUUUAAGAUUUUAUAUUGAA